Molecule: messenger RNA, 1617 nt
Organism: Meyerozyma guilliermondii ATCC 6260
Lineage: Eukaryota; Fungi; Ascomycota; Pichiomycetes; Serinales; Debaryomycetaceae
Gene: GLR1
Product: glutathione-disulfide reductase
Exons: 1
Coding region: 1-1617 (538 amino acids)
Biological process (GO): cellular response to oxidative stress; cell redox homeostasis; glutathione metabolic process
Cellular component (GO): mitochondrion; cytosol
Molecular function (GO): NADP binding; flavin adenine dinucleotide binding; glutathione-disulfide reductase (NADPH) activity
Source: RefSeq, a predicted model, not a curated record
AUGGAGCUGCUCUGUGGUUCUGAGGUUAGCCCCCCACCAUUUCAGCCCAGUACACCACGCAACUCAAGCCCGCUGACUAAAUCAAACUUAAUGUUUCGACCCUCUGGUCUUCUUCGUACUUCGAUCAAAAGACUAGACGCGAUCAACAAACAACUAUCCACAAUGGCUCCUACUGCUUCAGAGAAACAUUACGACUACUUGGUAAUUGGUGGCGGUUCGGGAGGUGUGGCUUCGGCUCGCCGUGCUGCUUCUUAUGGUAAAAAAGUGUUGUUGGUGGAGGCUCAAUUUAACAAGUUGGGGGGCACCUGUGUCAACGUGGGGUGUGUACCCAAGAAGGUGAUGUGGUAUGCUGCCGAUAAUGCUCAUAGAAAGAGCCAAUUGGGUGCUUAUUGUUUACCUGGUGGGGGAGAGACUUCGUAUGGUGAAUUUGCUUGGAGUGAAUUCAAGGAAAAAAGAGACGCUUAUGUUCGUCGUUUGAAUGGGAUCUACGAGCGCAACUUGAUCAAGGAGGGCGUGGACUUUUUGUUUGGUUUUGCUAGGUUUAUCAAUUCCAAUGGUGAUGUCGAAGUGACGGUUUCUGAGGACCACGAAUUUUUAUCGAAAAAAGUCACCAAGAAUGAAAAAUUGACUUUUUCUGCUGACAAUGUCUUGAUUGCUACGGGCGGUGCUCCUAUUGUUCCUCCAAAUGUUGAGGGAAGCGAAUUGGGUAUAACUUCCGAUGGGUUUUUCGAGUUGAAAAAACAGCCCAAAUCGGUGGCUAUUGUGGGUGCCGGAUACAUUGGUGUGGAGUUUUCGGGGUUUUUCCUGGCUUUGGGCACUCAAACGUCGAUGGUGAUUCGUGGAGACACCGUUUUGAGAGCUUUUGACGAAGUUAUUCAAAAUACUAUCACUGACCACUACGUUAACAAAUUGGGUAUCAAUAUGAUCAAACAAAGCGGCAGUGUUUCCAAGAUUGAAAAGCUCGAAAACGGACUCAAGAAAGUGUAUUUGGGCAACGGAACCUCCCUCGAGGCAGAAGAAGUGUUGUGGACCAUCGGAAGAAAAUCUUUGGUCGAUAUUGGUUUGGACAUUGUCGGUGUAAAAACCAACGAAAAGGGCCAGGUGGUGGCAGACGAGUACCAGCAAACAUCCAAUCCCAAGAUAUUUUCGUUGGGAGAUGUGGUUGGAAAAGUGGAAUUGACUCCAGUGGCUAUUGCUGCGGGCCGUAGAUUGAGCAACCGUUUGUUUUCUGGUAAACCAGAAUUUGCCCAUGCCAAAUUGGAUUAUGAGAAUAUUCCUUCUGUGAUCUUUUCACAUCCUGAAGCUGGUUCGAUUGGAUUGUCUUCCAAGGACGCAGAGAAGAAAUAUGGUAAGGAAAAUAUUAAGGUUUACCAAUCCAAAUUCACUUCGAUGUACUAUGCCAUGAUGGACCAAGAUCACAAGGAUCCCACGGUGUACAAGAUUGUUUGUGCGGGUAAAGACGAAAAGGUGGUGGGACUCCAUCUUGUGGGAGAUGCCAGUUCUGAAAUUUUACAAGGAUUUGGAGUGGCUAUUAAAAUGGGAGCCACCAAGGCUGACUUUGACAAUUGCGUAGCCAUCCACCCCACCGCUGCCGAGGAGUUGGUGACGAUGACCUAG